Molecule: messenger RNA, 991 nt
Organism: Photinus pyralis (common eastern firefly)
Lineage: Eukaryota; Metazoa; Arthropoda; Insecta; Coleoptera; Lampyridae
Product: coelomocyte uptake defective protein 15-like
Exons: 6
Coding region: 142-924 (260 amino acids)
Cellular component (GO): cytosol
Source: RefSeq, a predicted model, not a curated record
UUCAAACAUAACCUCCGGCUGGUUUUUGACUUGCAUUGUUUAUCAUUAUUUACUUUUUGCUAUAUUUUCUGUCUUUUGCAACAAGUGAUGUAAUUGAGGCAACUGCCUCUUUUUAGCUAUUAUUAAGCGGCCAAAAAUGUAAUGGUAAUUGUCAUGAUGAAACUAUUACUUAUAUGCUUUAUUAUUGUAGUUUCAGUUUGUUUCACGUCGACUGAAGUAAAUGAAGCGAAGGUCAAUUGUACCGAGCUUAACAACAAUUUGGCAAAUGCAAUUGCAUCGUUCUCUAAGUGUGCGAUUACUUAUUCCAGACCGAUUAAGCUUUGUGAGCAAUGCGUUAAUGAGUACAUAGACGUUUCGAAUGGUUAUCAAAACAUGUCGGCGUCUAAGGAUGAAGAUGGAGUGUGUCUGGAUGGUUACAUUCAUCUCGAUAACUUGGAAAUAUUAGAAACUCUGUAUGGUAAUGCUAAUGAAUUAUGGAACAGAGCAAACUGUGAUAAGUGCUUUCAAAUGGACAACGGCACAUUAACAAACGUUUCAUCUGUCGAAACAACAACCUUUAAUGUAUUAUUUACUAACUUGACCGACUGUAUCAAACAGCCUGAUGUCAACGCAACUACAGUGUGCCAGAAUUGUGCGAAGCAAUACAAUGAAUUGAACAAGUUCUACAUUGCGAUCAGUUAUGAAAACAGAGGAGGUGUUUGUAUGGAUGUCGUCGAUGUGAUGAACGGAACUAGAGGAUAUUGGAGUAGUAAUUGCUGCAAAUUUAGACAUAGAAAUGAACUUGGUUUUAUUAUAUCUACUGUUUUUAUUUCGUUACUUACAAUUUUAUUUUAUAUUUUAACCAAAGUUUGCUCACAGAAGAGGGCUCCAGUUAUACUCAAACAAACUAGGUUCUCAGGAUCUUUUUGCAACAGUGCCAGUUGAUUUAAGUUGUGAUAUAGUUAAAUAUUCGAAAUGUUUAUAAUUGAAAUAAAUAUGUUUUUGAAAACAA